Messenger RNA from Ilyonectria robusta, 762 nucleotides. RefSeq lists its product as uncharacterized. The transcript has 2 exons. The record is from RefSeq and is a predicted model, not a curated record. The coding region runs from base 303 to 512 and encodes 69 amino acids. NCBI's taxonomy places the organism in Eukaryota, Fungi, Ascomycota, Sordariomycetes, Hypocreales, Nectriaceae.
GCGAUUGGGCGGAUUCUGAGGCAGCAGCCCUAGAGUAGGGCAUAACCAGUCAAGUUCCACUAUCCCUUUCCCCGCCUGAAGCUACUUCAACCGGAGCAUAGGAUUUGCAUAUGCGGUGCGGAAUUGUGGAAUUACGUUUCAUCCGCGCCACGAUCAGCCCGUCAACAGCGGGGUAAACAAGAUCCCUCUCCUCACUCUGAAGGUUGCCCCAAAAGCGGAAUCUACAAUAGCGUCCAAGAGUCCUUCGUUCCUAUCCCAGCUUAUGCUCUCCGGAGAAUACAGCAACUUUAUUCUCGCUUACCAUGGGCAGAAUCCACCUUCAUAAAGCCGUUGUGUGUCCACAGUCCCCAGUCAUCGCGGCCGCCUUGCGGAAGGAAUUCCAGUUGUUGUUGUUGUUGUAUAAUUACCGUCGUGAAGACAUGAAGAUGUCCACAGAAUCCCCUAUGGGGCAAGACGAUGUGCUAGGCUGGUCGUCUACAGAUGAAGGGGUAUCGACCAAUGAGAGGACAUGAAAUUGCCCUUUCAAUAAAAAAGGGAGAGCCCAUAGGGAUGUAGUAUCGCCAUCUCUAGACGCUGAUCGUCUCUCUGGCGGCAACCGGGUGUUGUUGUAGCAUUAGCUGUUAGAUUGGAUCAUGUACAGAGCAUCGGAUCGGAUGGUCACGUGGUGACAGCCAGCCUCUGCCGGGCACAGCCCGAAUAGGAAGGCGGUCAGGGAAGCCUAUAACCCCUGAUCAACGAGGCGAUAGCCUAGCAAAAGGACAG